Drepanopeziza brunnea f. sp. 'multigermtubi' MB_m1 is the source of this 888-nucleotide messenger RNA. RefSeq lists its product as uncharacterized. NCBI's taxonomy places the organism in Eukaryota, Fungi, Ascomycota, Leotiomycetes, Helotiales, Drepanopezizaceae. Gene Ontology annotation, molecular function: metal ion binding. Gene Ontology annotation, biological process: superoxide metabolic process. The record is from RefSeq and is a predicted model, not a curated record.
AUGCAUACUCCCAUCUCCAUCUCCGUCCUCGCCCUCGCCUCGACUCUCGUCCUGGUCGUCGCCCAGACUAGCAACACCACGGGACCCGUCACAGGGAUUCGAGGUAACGCAACCGUCGUCGAGAACAACCCCGUCGGAAAGGUCUAUACUGCCGUCUUACCUGAGCAGCAGUUCAACAACCCCCAAGAUCCACGAGGCAAUGUCAUAGGCUCCAUCUCUGCGACGGCCAACCCAGAUGGUCACGGAGUCAGCUUCACUGUCCAAUUUGAGAACCUGCCAACAUCUGGUGGUCCAUUCCUCUACCAUAUCCACGAUGAUCCGGUCCCCUCUGAUGGCAACUGCAACAAGACUCUGGCGCAUGCCGACCCGUUCAUCCGCGGCGAGACUCCACCCUGCGAUGCCUCCCUCCCUCAGACCUGCCAAACCGGUGAUCUCUCGGGCAAGUACGGCAAGAUUACAUCGGACCCCUUCACCGCAACCUACAAGGACGACUUCGCCUCCACUGUGGAGGGCAUCGGCGCCUUCUUCGGAAAUCGCUCCUUCGUGAUCCACUUCGCAAACAAGACCCGAAUCACAUGUGCCAACUUCGCCCUCGCCGCCACAAACACCACCACCAACACCACCAUCACCACCACUCCCAGCGCGGUCCCAUACCCAACCGGCGGCUCACCAACCUCACCGACGGUUAUCGGCACAGCCAACGCCAGCACGGGCGCCAUUUCUCUUCUCCUGUCCCUGACAGCUGUCUUCGGACUCUUCUUCGCAUUGCGGGCGUUAAAAUGGCACUCUAAUGGACCUGGCGGAAUCUGGAUCGAGGGAGAAUGGGGAUGCGUAAUGGACGGUGAGCAACUGGAGGGGGCGAUGGUGCAUGCAUACAAACAGAUGUAA